This is a messenger RNA of Hirundo rustica (Barn swallow), 1147 nucleotides long. RefSeq names its product glutaredoxin 2 (gene GLRX2). Bases 243 to 599 code for a protein of 118 amino acids. NCBI's taxonomy places the organism in Eukaryota, Metazoa, Chordata, Aves, Passeriformes, Hirundinidae. The record is from RefSeq and is a predicted model, not a curated record. The transcript is spliced from 5 exons.
UCCUGUGUUCACACACACUCCUGCACACAGGGGACUCACCACCAGCACAGAACCAGAGUGGGCUUGGUUGGAAGGAAUUCCGAAAGCCAUUUCGUUCCAGUGCCACACCAGCUCUGCAUGCCUGCUGCUGAAUUGGCCGUGGCGCAGAAGGUCGGUUUCUGACCGAAGAACUGCAAGGCAGGAAAGAAACGUGAGGAAGAACACUCCACAGAAACGGGGACGGAGAAGCUUUAAAUUCUAGAAUGGGGAACAGCCAGACCGCUGCAGGAUUGUCUAAUGAUGCUGCUGUGAAUCAAAUACAGGACAUUAUUUCACACAACUGUGUGGUGAUUUUCUCUAAAACAACAUGCCCGUACUGCAAAAUGGCAAAAAACCUAUUUGAGGGUUUGAAUGUGAAUUACACAGCUGUGGAACUGGAUGCAAAUACAAACGGAAGGCAGUUCCAAGACGUUCUGGAACAGAUGACUGGUGGCAGAACAGUCCCAAGAGUGUUUAUCAACGGGACAUGUGUUGGAGGUGCUACAGAUACUCAAAAGCUUCAUGAGGAAGGCAAACUGCUUCCUUUAAUUCAUCAGUGUCAGAUGAAAGCAGAUUACUGAGCAACCCUCUCUUAGCUUUGUCUUCCUUUGUAUGAACAGAAUUUCAGAUGAAUUCAGAAGAUCACAGACACAUGGCAGGAACUGCACUCAACAACCUCAAAUCAUUGCUUUUUGAAUUACAGAUCACUCUGACAGACUUUAUGGACUUGGUGAAUUACUUUGUGUCCUUGCCUCAGCUUUCCCACCACCCAGAUGGUCAUUAGCAAACAGAUGUAAUUCUUGGGGCUCUAAGUGAGACAGAGAUGGCAUUUCAUGAUUACAUCCUGCUCCAGGGAAGUCCAGGCUCUUCAAAAAGAAUCCUGUGAGGCUUGCUGCACAUUAGUUUGCUUUCUAGCUUUGUCUCAAUAAAUUGUCAGUUGAAUUUAAUGGUUUCUUUAAAUAUAAUUAUCUUCUGUCAAAGUGAAGUGUAAAGCAAACCCAGUUUGUAGUCAUAUUGAUGUGUGCAUGUCUGCCUCUCUUGUAUUCCAGUGCCUGAUCACCCAGCUUCAAAACUGUGUGUCCAAUGGAACAGAAAAGGGAAUAAAGAUUCUGGCAGCUUUGGAGAGUGA